Molecule: messenger RNA, 2181 nt
Organism: Dovyalis caffra
Lineage: Eukaryota; Viridiplantae; Streptophyta; Magnoliopsida; Malpighiales; Salicaceae
Source: the annotation of a GenBank genome assembly
AUGAUUCGAGGUGCAUAUGAUUUGCUUGUGAUCACUUUGAUGGUGCUUUUGAAGCUUUCUGAAGAAACUCAUCUCAAGAAAGCAAGCCUUGCUUCCAGUUUUAUUGUUAAACAGUAUUUUCCUGCAAGUAUUGAGUUUCCUAAGUACUAUUCUGGUGUUUAUCUCACUGAAAAUCAGAAGAUGUCGACUAUUCGUUCACAUGAAGAUCAUCAAUUGUGGGAUAUAUUUUCCUUUAAGCUCGACCACAAGAGAAAUAGGUUUCAACAAUUUUGGCGCCUUGGUCUAAACAGCAGAAUGAAGAAGUGGUACGGUGGUGUUCUGGUUGCAUCCUUGUUCAUGUUACUGAUCCUUAGAUAUGGUCUCCUGAGAAGUCCAAUUGGUGGAAGUUUUCUGUUGAGUCCCUUCUCUAAUGCAAGUAAGCCUCUUGAAUGGGUGCAUCCUACUCUUCCACCUGCAGUUCAAAAUCCAGAGAAUUCUUCUCAAGUUUUUUCUACAGAUACCAUAGUCUCCAGUCUGUUUGCUCAGAGAAAUAUUUCCAAUGAAGAGCAAAUAUCUCUGCAGACAUGGAAUCUACUGAAACAUUUGAUUGAUCAUGCUCAGGGUUUACCGAAUGGAGUAGAAGCUAUUAAGGAAGCUGGAAAUGCAUGGCGCAGCCUAAUGGCUUCAGUUGAAGAGGAAAGACUUGCUUAUACAAAUGAAAGCUCAAAUAGGAAAGUGAAAGAGAAACAAUGUCGUCAUUUUCUAAACAAAAUGAAUGCAACAGAGCUUGAUGAUAAUAGUGGCUAUAAAUUGCGGCUUCCUUGUGGCCUGACUCAGGGUUCUUCCAUCACAAUCAUCGGCAUUCCAGAUGGUAUUCUUGGCAAUUUUCGGAUUGACUUAACUGGGGAAGCACUUCCGGGGGAGCCUGAUCCACCCAUCAUUUUACAUUACAAUGUUAGGCUUCAUGGUGAUAAGAUUACGGAGGAUCCAGUAAUAGUCCAAAACACCUGGACUGUGGCUCAUGACUGGGGUGAAGAGGAACGAUGUCCUUCUCCAUCUCCUGAAAAGAAUAAGAAAGUGGAUGAGUUGGAUCAAUGUAAUAAGAUGGUGGGCAUAAAUGAUACUCGGGUGACUAGCAUGCAUUCUGAUGAUUCAAGAAGAUCUUCGCUUCAGGAAGGAACUAAAGCAAGACGAUAUUUUCCUUUUAAGCAAGGUCAGCUAUCUGUUGCAACGCUUAGAGUGGGAAUGGAAGGAAUCCAGACCACUGUUGAUGGAAAGCACAUAACGUCUUUUGCAUACCAUGAAACUUUGGAGCCAUGGCUAGUUAGUGAAGUUCGGAUUUCUGGGGACCUAAAGCUAAUUUCAGUUGUGGCUAGUGGUCUACCUACAUCAGAGGAUUCGGAGCAUGCAAUUGAUCUAGAAGUACUCAAAUCAAUACCUCUCUCUCCAGAAAGAUCACUGGAUCUCUUUAUUGGUGUUUUUUCUACGGCAAACAAUUUUAAGCGCAGGAUGGCUGUUCGAAGAACAUGGAUGCAGUAUGCUGCAGUGCGAUCAGGGGCAGUUGCAGUGCGCUUUUUUGUUGGUCUGCAUAAAAAUCAAAUAGUAAAUGAGGAACUCUGGAAUGAAGCACGAACAUAUGGAGACGUACAGUUGAUGCCAUUUGUUGACUACUACAACCUCAUCACCUAUAAAACUUUAGCUAUCUGCAUCUUUGGGACAGAGGUUGCAUCUGCUAAGUAUGUCAUGAAGACAGAUGAUGAUGCGUUUGUUCGCGUGGAUGAAGUGUUAGCUUCUUUAAAUAGGAUCAAAGUGAGUCAUGGGUUGCUCUAUGGACUAAUCAAUUCAGACUCUCGGCCUCAUAGGAGUACUGAAAGCAAGUGGUACAUUAGCCCUGAGGAAUGGUCUGAAGGAACAUAUCCCCCUGGGCGCAUGGUCCUGGUUAUGUGGUGUCACGUGACAUUGCCAAAGCAGUUUACAAGAGAUACAAAGAAGAUGUUUAAGCUAGAAGAUGUAGCAAUGGGUAUCUGGAUUGCUGAAAUGAAAAAGGAGGGUUUAGAAGUUAAAUAUGAGAUGGAAGUUAGGGUCCAUAAUGAAGGGUGCAAGGAUGGCUAUGUUGUUGCGCACUACCAAGGUCCUAGGGAAAUGAUUUGUCUAUGGCAGAAACUUCAGGAAGGAAAGGGUGCUAGAUGCUGCAGUGAUUGA